AUGUCCACGCAGAAUACCGUCCUUUUGAAAACCCAAGAGAAUUGGAAGGAAUGGAACACGCAGUUUGAAGGUUUAGCCAGAGGCAAGAAUUUAUGGGGAAUUAUUACUGGCGAUGAACAAGAGAUUUUAAAGCCAGCACCACCUACCGAUGACACUUUGGCACCACCAGCUGGAAGUACACGAUCAACAAAUCCUACCUCCCUUGCUGAUCGACAAUUUGCUUGGACUGUUUACAAAAGCCUUCGUGACGACUAUAUUCUUCAACAAACUGAACUAAGCAAACUGCGGGAGUGGAUGCAGAAGACUAUUUCUCCACAAGUGUAUGAAUAUUGCUGCGAUCCAGAGGAUUCGAUGAAGGAAUGGUACGCCAAACUAAAGCAACGGGUGGGAAUUGAUGAUGCCACAGUCAAGAAACUUGCCCGCGAAGCACCUCGGGAUGUACUUACCUGGUUAAACAAUUGGGAAGAAGCAAUGCACAAGGCCGAAAAAGCUAGAAUUGCAGUGGCUGUAACCACAAGUGACUGGAUUGAGGAUUUCCUGAAUGCUGUACGGACUUUAAACCCGGUAUGGGCAACCUCAUAUGAGAUUGCUAAGACACAAGACUUCCGAAAAGGUUUGGAUACCAAAUUGAUUCAACAGAGCAGCAAUAUUGCCAAAGGGUCAUUUGGUCCAACCUUUGAUGCUGAAGAAGCUAAGACUGAAGGCACGGAAUUGAAUCACGCACCAAAAGGUCAAAGCUAUACCCAGAAGCGCAAGCAAAAGCCUAAAAUCUCGAGAGCUGCAAUAUAG
Molecule: messenger RNA, 789 nt
Organism: Aspergillus tanneri
Lineage: Eukaryota; Fungi; Ascomycota; Eurotiomycetes; Eurotiales; Aspergillaceae
Exons: 3
Coding region: 1-789 (262 amino acids)
Source: RefSeq, a predicted model, not a curated record